GGAAUAGUGAAGCGGUAACAUCAAGCGCGAUGAAUCCCAUGAAGGGUCUCAGACGAGUCUACUUAUUGCCGCAACAACUGCCAGAAGGAGCGGCUGCACGGGUGUUGGAAAACACCAAAAUGGUCUUGCGAACCUUUGCCCAAACGUUCUUGGUAAGGAUGCUUUCACCCAGUACCGAAAUGCAAUCGCAGUUCUGGUGUCAAUGUUCCCCUGCGUUUGGCAGAUUCUUGCAAACGAUUGGGGAAACGCCUUUGUUGGUCAGUCUAGCUUUGCCUUUGGCUCGGGAAUUGGCAGUGGCUUCGAAGCCUAGUGGCGGGUUGUGGUUCGCUGACACUGCGUUGCAACUAGUGUCGAUCUUGAUGCGUCAGUGUCGGGACAACAAGGAGUAUGUGGAUGAGGGGCUGGUGUUGGGUACUUUAGAAGGGCUUGCGGCACCGGGGACAACCGUGGUAGCAGCAAAACGUACGGGUGCAGAGCAAUUCUUGUCGGAAUUGUUGACGCACUUGUUGCGCGCUACUUUCACGGAAUUUCGUCACGACGUUGGGAGGAAAUUGAGUGUGCUGUUUGACGUUACAGUUUAUUUCGGCAGUGCUGGAGCAGGUGGAGGACAUAAUACUUCUGGAGGAAGUGGCGAAACCGCUAAGAGAGGAAUGCUCCCCUCGUCGAUUUCUCAGCAAUCUAGUAGUGGCAGCGGAACUGCACGCUUGCAUUUGAUCACGGGAAGAUGCUUCACACUCCUUUCGCCAACUCCAAGAACAAGGACGAUCAGUCGAGAUUACAUUGCGAGAUUAGCCCAUGAAGCUCUGUCCGUACAAGGAGGCGCCCGACUUUUCGACACUUUGCCGUUGAGCGCACAGAUACGAGGGUUAGUAGCGUCUGUGGUUUCAGCUUCAGGCUCGGGAGGGUCUUCUUCUAGUACAACUUCUAACUCUUGUCCAGCAAAAACGCAACCACCAGCUGCAGUGGCCCUUGAAGCGGCAAAACAGCAUUUGCGCCUAGUAGCUAAUGGAGGUUUUUCGCCUGAUGAAAUCUUUGUGGAGUUUUGUUCCGCCGUUUUGGCUUGCGUUGGAGAGCUACCUGCGAACUUCCAAAGCAUACCACUAAAUCAGAGAGGAACCUGGAUGGAACAAGUGUUGGAAGGUUGCAGUACCUCAAGGAUUCGAAACGGCGUUAAUAAUAAUGGAGGUUCUUCUUCUAGUUCUACUGUUCUUGGCAAUAAUAUUGGUCUGUUGACGACCACCUUGAGUGGGAGCAGCAGUAGUAGUAGUUCAUCCUCGUCGGGGUCAUCAGCGUUGGCAUCAUCGUCAUCUUCCUCAACCAAUACUGUGGUUCCGGCCCAACGAUUAAUCGAAGCGUGUACAACAGCUUUAAGCGUCGGCGCAGGUCAAAACACCGCUUUCCUUCUGCAAGCACUCACUUUCGUUUUGGCUUUGCUAGCUUCUAGUGGUAGUGGGUGUAGUCAUGCAGAGUCUGCAGAAAGUACAGACCCACUAGAACAGCAGGGACAGCAGCACGUAACAGCCAUGGAACUAAACCCUUUGAGAUGUGCCUUGCAUUUCUUAGACUGCGUCCUAGAUCUACCUGCCGUGCAGCUUCUCUCCUUGUUGUUUGCGGAAUCUUUCAGUUCGGUGAUGCUGGAAGCGAAAGUGGAAGACGCUGUGACGGGCACAAAUGCAACAAGCGGGUCAACAUCAUCUGCUCCACUUAAUACAUACCUCUCCCUCCUUCAAAAGUACCAAGAGAAAAGCUAUGGGGCAACCUGUGUUGGUGUUGUUUUACUGCGUGCCUUGUUUUUGGGGAUACACGAAACUGUGCCUGGCUCUUUACACGGAGAUAUCAUGGCGAUUGUGGUGAAGCUAAGAAGCAGGCUGACCGCCAUAGACAACAACUUGGAGCUGAUGAACCAAGAAAAUCAGAAUCCGGGAGACACGAACUCAAGCUUUGAUUGCGUGUCAUUGGGAGGUGGCAAUCCUUUUGCCUCAUCCGGAUCUGCCACACCAAGUACGAGCUCAGUAACAACCGGUCCAGGACAUCCCAACUCCGGUGCGGAGUCCAUGUUGCCGCUCUUCGGUUUACUAGUCAUAGACGCAGUAGCCGGAAUGCCAAUGCUGUGGUAUAGGGGUCCGAACGUAAGACAGACGUUUGUACGGGACUUAUUGAAUGUAGAUACUGCCAAUGGGCCGCAAACGAAACCUUCCGCUAAGAGUACUCAAUUUGCGAAGACGACACUGAAGAAAUUCUUACAGCCUCCGGCAUCACCGAGGCUUGGGGGUGGUGCUGAGAAAAGAUGAUCAUCGAGUACUGUACGCAGCCUUUACUUCUAGUUAAAUUACGGGGAAAAGUACAAUCUGCGCAAGCAAUUAUGAAAAUUGUUUCCGACAAUGAUCGGAGCAAGGUGAAUCCCUGAUUCCACCUCUUUGUGUACUUCUAAUGUAUAUCUCUUCACACGGCGACGCCCAAAUCUAACGAAACUUUUUUGAAAUCAUACUCCUAGCGACCACACUUCUUUCCUCAAACGACACACGCGACAUUGCAAUAUUCAUCAACGCACCUAAUUUAUCUGACUUGAAAAUAGUUCAUCUUGGGAGAAGAUCUCAUGACGCAAGGAAAAAGAUGAAGAGUG
Messenger RNA from Amoebophrya sp. A25, 2623 nucleotides. The record is from the annotation of a GenBank genome assembly. NCBI's taxonomy places the organism in Eukaryota, Dinophyceae, Syndiniales, Amoebophryaceae.